AUGUCACCUGAUGAAAUUAUCUACUUGGUGGUCCUUCUCAUCUCUAUACCUGUUGGUUUCCUCUUCAAGAAAGUGGGUUUGAAGACCAAAAAAUAUGGGGCAGCUGUUAUAGGACUUGCACUUAUUCUGGUGACUUGCCAGAUCCACAUCCUUCAUUCUCUUAUCACCAUCCUGGGGACAUGGCUUAUUAUCAAUAUCUCACCAAGGACUUGUCAUCACCUGACGCUGGGAUGGACAUUUUCCUAUUUAUUAUUUUUCCGCACGGUUACUUACUUCAACUAUCCAGAGCCAACACCAUUCACCAAUGCUGUGCAACUUCUGCUCACUCUUAAGCUGCUGAGCUUAGCCAUUGAGGUACAAGAACUCAUUCAGGCGAAGAAACAGGAAGUCACAACUUUCACCAAAUCUCCAAUGAUUGGUAAAGUUCUCCAAAAACCGGGGUUGGUGGAGAUACUGUGCUACAGUUACUGCUACGUGGGGCUUAUGACAGGCCCAUUUUAUCGCUAUCGUACGUAUCAUGACUGGUUGAGCCAGAUUGAUUCUUCUGUUAUCCCUAGCUGGCAGCCGAUGCUUUACAGAUUCAGAAUGGUCCCCAUCUUUGGAAUAUUUUUCCUGGUUGUCUCCCAUUUCUUCCCCCUUGAUUACGUCCGAAGCAACGCCUUCUACGAGAGAGGACUCCCUUUUCGCCUCUUCUACAUGGUGCCCGUCUUCUUUGUCUUCCGUAUGCGUUUCUACGUUGCCUGGCUUUGCGCCGAGUGUGCCUGCAUUGCUGCUGCUUUUGGUGCCUAUCCAGUCACUGCCAAAUCUCGGUCAGGUGGAGGACCUACAGUGCAAUAUGAGCCCUUAAGUCCAUCAGCUGACGGGGAAGCAUCCAGUAUUGCAUAUGAUUAUGAGACAAUCAAAAACAUUGAUCCACACGGGACAGAUUUUUGUGUCAAAGUAAAGGAUGGCAUGCGCUAUUGGAACAUGACUGUCCAGUGGUGGUUAGCACAAUACAUCUACAAAAGUGCACCUUUCCAUUCCUACAUCAUGAGGAAUGCCUGGACAAUGCUUAUCUCGGCCUACUGGCAUGGGAUCCACCCUGGGUACUACAUCAGCUUCCUUACCAUCCCGCUCUGCCUACUAGCUGAGGGGGCCAUGGAGAGUGGAUUCUUGAAGCACCUCUCCCCGUCUGGGCGUCUUUGGGGUGACUGGAUACAGUGGUUCAUGAAGAUGAGGGCCUAUGACUACAUGUGUAUGGGUUUUGUGUUGCUCACCUUUGAGGAUACUGUUCGCUAUUGGAGCUCGAUCUAUUACUGCAUCCAUGUGGGAGCUGUGUUUUUCUUCCUGCUGGGAACAGUGUUGGGGAUCCAGAGGAAAUGGGGCUCCCCAAAAGAUAAACAGGGUGCUCCACAGAAUCCCAAGCAACAGGAAUGAGAGGGCAAAAUGAUGUUGCUGUAUGCCCACAGCAAGGAACACUACCAUAGGCCAGUGAGGCUAAGGGAACAAAUAAGACUCGGCGCGAGUCUAGUUUUGAUAUAUGUCAUGACUUAGGUGGGGAUUGAAGGAAAUAAUCCAAGAUUGAACUUGGAAAUCCCUACUUUUGGUCUGCUUUGUGACAAGGCAAUUUAGAAAUCCUAAAGAUAUUGCCCCCUAGGCUAUUCUACUUCAGGGGAUUCUGAGAAGAGGAAAUUCCAGAUCUUAACUUCUAACCCAGUCUCAACAAUUUUAAGACGUGUGGACUUCAACUCACAUACUGGCUGGGGAAUUCUGGGAGUUGAAGUCCAGCCAUCUUAAAGUUGUUGAAGCUGAGAACUACUGUUCUGACUCUCUCUUUUGUUAGAUUUCUUUCUAGCUUUCACUCUAGUCUUAUUUUUUAAUUUUUUAAAGUUGAAACCUCAGCCAUUUUAUAGGAUAAGGUAAAGGAAUUACACCCAACUAGCUGUUAUGGAACUACAACUCCCAAGAACUCCAGCCAAAUUUAACAAUAUAGGCAAUAAUAUAUAUAUUAUAACUGCAUAGCAUCUGAAGGAUUACACAUUAUCUGCCCUUUAGUCAGUAGGAUUUUUAGUUCUGUAAUACACAUUCUGUAACUCUCUCUCAUUUUUAUUUUCUUUAAAUGUCAUCGUAGCCUUGAAAAUAUUUGCGUAUAUAGUGGAAUUUCUUGAAAGGGUGAAUCUGGGACUUUGUCCUGUGGUAGAUAAGAAGUGAGGCUGUCAUAUUUGAGCUGCAAAAAUCAGGAUGGUCAUUAGAGGACAUCUUGCAUCCAAUGAUAAUCCAGAUAUUGGCAACUCAGAUUUGGUAAUUAUACAGAAAUGCUAAAAUUUAACAAAAAAUAAAAACUCCAUCCAAAUGUUUUUGAUCACUUGUAUGGAGAGAUGUGCAAAAAUGAAUUAGGUCUCACAAAAUCUUGAAUUGGUGACCUUCUUACUCAAAGAGAUGAGAUUCUGGAAUUCAACAAGAUUUUCACAGGGCUGGAUCCUGUUACACAAAAGUCAUGGAAAAGAUUAGUUUGCUGGUGCAGAGGUACAAGUGAGGCUGGUGGACUGGUAAAGAAAUCAGAUGUUGCACACAAAGGCUGCCAUAUUUAAAUAUGUUACUGUUAAAUAUAAGGAACAAAUGCAUGUUUGACUUUUUUAAAGCUAUGAUAUUUGGGGCUGAAA
Notechis scutatus (mainland tiger snake) is the source of this 2642-nucleotide messenger RNA. Lineage: Eukaryota; Metazoa; Chordata; Lepidosauria; Squamata; Elapidae. The record is from RefSeq and is a predicted model, not a curated record.